This is a messenger RNA of Colius striatus (speckled mousebird), 1723 nucleotides long. Its product is annotated as cytochrome P450 2C20. Gene Ontology annotation, molecular function: iron ion binding; heme binding; oxidoreductase activity, acting on paired donors, with incorporation or reduction of molecular oxygen, reduced flavin or flavoprotein as one donor, and incorporation of one atom of oxygen. NCBI's taxonomy places the organism in Eukaryota, Metazoa, Chordata, Aves, Coliiformes, Coliidae. The transcript has 9 exons. Gene Ontology annotation, cellular component: cytoplasm; intracellular membrane-bounded organelle. Gene Ontology annotation, biological process: xenobiotic metabolic process. Bases 1 to 1494 code for a protein of 497 amino acids. The record is from RefSeq and is a predicted model, not a curated record.
AUGGAGCUCCUGGGAGCAGCCAGUGUUGUCCUCCUGGUUUGUGUUCUCGGCCUCCUCUCCUUCACAGCAUGGAGAGGGAGGGCUGCCAAAGGCAAGAUGCCGCCAGGACCGGCCCCGCUUCCCGUCAUCGGUAACUUGUUGCAGGUGAAACCAAAGAACAUGGCCAAAACCCUCGAGAAGCUGAGUGAGGAGUACGGCCCCGUGUUCACCGUGCAGCUGGGCUCCGACCCCGUGGUGGUGCUGCACGGCCGCGACGCGGUGAAAGAGGCCUUGGUGGACCGUGCCGACGAGUUUGCGCGCAGGGGCACCAUGCCGGUGGGAGACAGGGCCAACAACGGGCUGGGGAUUAUCUUCAGCAACAACAAGGAGUGGGUGGACGUGCGGCGCUUCGCUCUCACCACCCUGCGCAACUUCGGCAUGGGGAAGCGGAGCAUUGAGGAGAGGAUCAUGGAGGAAGCCGAGCACUUGCUGGAGGAGAUCAACAAGACCAAGGGAACCCCUUUUGACCCGACCUUCCUGCUGAGCUGCUGCGUCUCCAACGUCAUAUGCGCCGUCGUCUUUGGCAAACGAUACGACUACAAAGACAACAAGUUCCUGGGCCUGAUGAACAACAUGAACAACAUCUUUGAGAUGAUGAACUCCCUCUGGGGACAGCUCUACCAGAUGUUCUCAAAGAUUCUGGUCUACUUGCCUGGCCCCCACAACAAUAUAUUUGACGAAUUUAAUGCUCUAAAAGCCUUUGUGGCAGAGGAGAUGAAGACACACCAAGCCUCCCUGGACCCCAGCUCACCCCAGGACUUCAUCGACUGCUUCCUCAUCAAAAUGCAGGAGGAGAAAGAUCAGCCCAAUUCCAGUUUCCACACGGAGAACCUGAUAACCACCACCUUCGACUUGUUCAUUGCUGGUACUGAGACAACCAGCACCACCAUAAGAUACGGACUUCUGCUGCUUCUCAAACACCCACGUGUACAAGAGAAAGUCCAAGAGGAGAUUGACAGGGUGGUGGGACCGUCCCGCAGGCCCUGCGUGGCCGACAGGAGCCAGCUGCCCUACACGGAUGCCGUGGUGCACGAGAUCCAGCGCUUCAUCGCCCUCGUGCCCCUGGCUCUGCCUCACACCGUGGCCAAAGACACCCCCUUCAGACAGUACGUCAUUCCCAAGGGCACCACAAUCUACCCCUUGCUCAGUUCUGUCCUCCACGACAGUAAAGAGUUUCCAAACCCCCUUGAGUUCGACCCCGGACAUUUCUUGAAUGAGAAUGGCACCUUUAAGAAGAGCGAGUUCUUCAUGCCCUUCUCAGCAGGGAAGCGGAUAUGCCCCGGGGAGGGCCUGGCACGCAUGGAGAUAUUCUUAGUCAUCGCCACCAUCCUGCAGAACUUCACCCUGAAGCCUGUCGUCGACUCCCAGGAACUCGACGUAACCCCGACACUGAGUGGGACAGGCAACGUACCUCCUGCCUACCAGCUCCGCGCCCUGCCCCGCUGGGAAGGAUAAACCUCCCUCCCUGGUGGCCUGAGAUCUCCUACACCUUUACUUACAAAGCCCUUACUUAAACCCACCAGCAGCAGCAUUGAUGUGCACGGAGUGGACAUCUCCAAAGCCUCCCAGGGGUGCUUGAGGCCCAGGGUGCCAUUCAGCCUGGUGCUGCACACAGUGGCACGGGCUGGCUGGGUGCAGUGGCUCCAGCAAACAGCUCAUCUUCUCACAAACAUCCCUCACAGGG